Molecule: messenger RNA, 690 nt
Organism: Centruroides sculpturatus (bark scorpion)
Lineage: Eukaryota; Metazoa; Arthropoda; Arachnida; Scorpiones; Buthidae
Gene: Ripalpha
Product: RPA-interacting protein A-like
Exons: 7
Coding region: 1-690 (229 amino acids)
Biological process (GO): protein import into nucleus
Cellular component (GO): nucleus
Source: RefSeq, a predicted model, not a curated record
AUGUCAAACGAAUCGUCACCAGAAUUAGAAUCGUCGGUAAGGCAUCGAAGUCUGUAUAAAUUCACAACACCUCCGUGGAAAGAAACUUACCGUCAGAAAUGCCAUGAACGUUUGCAAAAUAGUCGUCAACGUCUUUUUAAUAAAUUCAGAGGACUUACCAUUGAAACUGAUGCAUUUCAAAAAGAUGCUAUUGAACAAAAGAUAAAACAGAUAAUGGAAGAAGAGUGGACAAAGAUGCAUAAUAGUUCUAUUAGUAAUAAAUCUUUUGAGGAAAUAGAAGAUGAUUUUAAUUCACUACUUUCAUUUAUGGAUACAGUUCAAAAAGAACUACUAGAAGAAGAAGAAAGAAUUAUAAGAGAAUAUCAAGAGGUUUUAGAAAUUGAAGAAUCAUCAGUGCAGGAAACUGUAAAAACUUUGGAAACAAAUUGUGUGAUUUGUCCAAUUUGUCAAAAGAAUUCUUUAACUCAGCUGCAUUCAAAGAUAAUCUGCAAAUGUGGAUUAAAUAUAGAUACUGAGCAGGAUUGUCUGUCCUUGGAAAAUUUGAAAGAGCAACUUCAAGAAGGAAUUUCAAGUCAUAAUCAAAACUGUUACAAUAUUCCAAAAUUUUCUACAACUAAUUAUUGUGGAAUUGUAAAUUUGAUCAUGACUUGUGAGGAGAAUCCUAAAUCUGUCUCUAGUGAAGUUGGAUGA